Messenger RNA from Boleophthalmus pectinirostris (great blue-spotted mudskipper), 1413 nucleotides. It is a transcript of the gene hsf4, whose product is annotated as heat shock transcription factor 4. NCBI's taxonomy places the organism in Eukaryota, Metazoa, Chordata, Actinopteri, Gobiiformes, Gobiidae. The record is from RefSeq and is a predicted model, not a curated record. Bases 1 to 1326 code for a protein of 441 amino acids. The transcript is spliced from 13 exons. Gene Ontology annotation, molecular function: DNA-binding transcription factor activity; sequence-specific DNA binding. Gene Ontology annotation, biological process: regulation of DNA-templated transcription.
AUGCAGGAGUCUCCAGGUGCCAUGGGUGUUGAUGGCAGCUACGCCAGUAAUGUCCCAGCUUUUCUGACCAAGCUGUGGACUCUUGUGGAAGAUCCAGACACAAAUCACCUCAUCUGUUGGAGCGCUACUGGGACGAGUUUCCAUGUGUUUGACCAGGGGCGCUUUGCCAAGGAGGUGUUGCCUAAAUACUUCAAGCACAACAACAUGGCGAGUUUUGUACGGCAGCUAAACAUGUAUGGUUUCCGUAAGGUGGUCAACAUUGAACAGAGUGGAUUAGUGAAACCAGAGAGAGAUGACACAGAGUUCCAGCACCUGUAUUUCUUGCAGGGACACGAGCACAUGUUGGAACAUAUUAAGAGGAAGGUGUCCAUUGUGAAAAGUGAGGAAACUAAAGUGCGUCAAGAAGACCUGAGCAAACUACUGUAUGAAGUCCAGCUCCUGAGGACACAGCAAGACAACAUGGAGUGCCAGAUGCAAGAUAUGAAACAGCAGAAUGAGGUGCUGUGGAGAGAGGUUGUAUCACUGAGACAGAACCACACACAGCAGCAAAAAGUCAUGAACAAGCUGAUCCAGUUUCUGUUCAGCCAGAUGCAGCCCACCUCCCCCAGCACUGUGGGCCUGAAGAGAAAGCUGCCACUGAUGUUGGAUGAUGGCUCUCCCAGCCCACCUGCCUCUAAAUUCAGCCAUAGCCACCAAGUGGAGCCUAUGAAUGAGUCGUUUUACAUUCAGUCGCCUUCCAGUGACAGUGCCUCAUGCUCCGCCAGUGGGAUGGCUGGAGGACCAAUCAUAUCAGACGUCACUGAAAUGUCCCAGACCCCAAUGGCCCUGCACAUGCAGACAGAGGACACAAGGGAGAAGUGCCUGAUGCUGAUAAAAGAGGAGCCAGUGAGUCCAGGCGUGAGAGGAGGAGGAGGAGCCAAGGGGGGCAGUGUUGGAGCAGAUGCUUCAGGCCUGAGCACAUGUGAGGUGUGCCCCGCUGAGCCCCCUGUCCUGCCUGUGGCCCUGGUCCAGUCCGUUCUGGAGGGGAGGGGCCCUACUGGACCUGUGGGGGACAGGAGGAGUAAGAGAAUGGUCUCAGAAAGAGGGGAGGUGUCAGAGGCAGUGGAGAAUGUGGACAUGAGCCUGGAGGAGCUGCAGCAGCUGCUGCUCAGGAACCACCAGCACAGCUCAGUGGAGGCCGGGGCCAGUGCUGCUAUAGAUCCCUUCAGUCUCAGUCUGCCUCUCACAGAGUGGAACUUCAAUGAGAUGGACCCAAACCUCAAGUCUUACAUGUUCCACAACCAGGAGGCUGAGGCAUUUCCAGCCAAUGACUGUGAAGAGCAGUGAUCAUACGUUUUGUUGUAGACUGUUUUUUGAGUUCAAAGCUGCCAUUCCUUUCAUUCCUUCAUAAACCCCAUGGUCCUGCCAGGCUGU